This is a messenger RNA of Lutra lutra (Eurasian river otter), 4177 nucleotides long. RefSeq names its product WAP four-disulfide core domain 3 (gene WFDC3). Gene Ontology annotation, cellular component: extracellular region. The record is from RefSeq and is a predicted model, not a curated record. Gene Ontology annotation, biological process: innate immune response; antibacterial humoral response. Bases 1909 to 2601 code for a protein of 230 amino acids. The transcript has 6 exons. Gene Ontology annotation, molecular function: peptidase inhibitor activity. NCBI's taxonomy places the organism in Eukaryota, Metazoa, Chordata, Mammalia, Carnivora, Mustelidae.
CGAGAUGCUGGGUUUCCAUGGGAACCGCAAGGCCGCGUCUCGCUGGGGUCCCAGACUCCUAACCGCUCAGUGAGCGCGGUGGCCGGGGCUUUGCUAGGGCGGGGCCGCGCCUUGGGUGCAGACUGUGGGUAUUUGGUCCGGGGGAUCUUUCUUCUGGGCGCAGGCUGGUGAAGUGCGGGGCAGGAGGAGGUGGCGAGCACAGGGGCGCCUACAGUUCAGUCUUUGAAAGCCACAGAGUCGGUCUAGUGCGGGGACCCAAAACCCAACCCCAAAAGGGGGUCUGGCCCACAGGGUCCUUCUAGGGCUAGGCCCCAGGGGCUGCCUGUUUUAUCUGAAAGCAUCAUAAUGAAGGCUGGGUGGACUCCCCAAGCCCUAGGGAGCUGGGUUGCUCUCUCCAGACUGGUGAUUCUGGGAUGGGCAGGGGACUCAGUGGAGGCGUCUGGAGUUCCUCAGAGCUCCCCUUAGCUCUGGCUUAGAGGUGAGAUGUUCGUGAAUAGAACUGGAUCGAUUUAUGGGUAGUAGAGAAAGUUACUUUUACCAGGUCACAAUAUGGGGUAGUAAAAAGUACGAGUUUUUCAUGUAGAAAGAUCUGACUUCAAAUCCAGGAUGAUAUGGUGAUUAAGAACACUGACUAUGGAAUUGGGGUGCCUGCCUUUGGUCUACCACCUCUUAACUGUGUGACGUAUGUUUCUGUGCCUCAGUUUCCCCAUCUGUAGAGCGGGGAUAAUAGUACUUAAUUCACAGGGUUGCAGUGAAGAUUAAGUGAGUUAAUUCAUAUAAAGCACUUAGAAUUGUGGGGCAAGUAAACCGUCAAGCAAUGCUAUGGUCGUUACUGUUAUUAAAUUCCAGUGACCACCACUUACUAGCUUUAUGACCUUGGGUAUUCUUUCUCAAUCCCUCUGAACCAGUUUUAUUACCUCUGCAAGGUUAUUGUGAGGACUAAAAUAAACAAUACAUAUAAAACACAUGUUCAUCGAAUUGUUGGUAAGUCAACCAGUGUUAAAUAUAUCCAUGCUCCAAUAUUAGCCUUAAAACAAUAAGGCAACUCUUCAGCACCAAACUCUUUGGCUCUAUUAAGGAGAUUUUUACUUUAAGCCUUGAGUUUCCUCUGCUCUUUAAUCUUACGGGCUAAGCAGUCCCAGCGGAUACCAUUAAAUAUCAUGUCUGACCAAAAUCAUAAGCAGGACAGAUAAGUCAAACGAAAUAGAGGAAGAGGAGAUGAAGAAAAGGAGUAUAGAUGUCUAGACUACUUGAGUCAUAGCAACUUCUUUUGGGUUCUGUGAACUAGCCUUCACACAAUCCAAAAAUGACCUGUAUGGGCUAGACAGAUGAAGAUGCAGGUGUUGGUGCAUUUGUAUUCAUUCUGAACAAACUGAAAUAUGGCUUUACUGUAGGUUUUUUUUUCAUGGUUUCUAAGUAGUCUGCUCCAUUCUCUGUUUUCUAGGUUGCUAGGAUGAACAGGAGCCACACUGCAUUUUAUUAGCUUUGGUUAUUAUUAAGUUGCAUCUCUGGUCUUUCCCUCCAUCACUUUGGCUGCAGCUGUGUCCUUCCAAAGCCCUUUAGGUCUCCCUUUGAUCCUGUAUCCAGUGGCCAUCCCUCAUUUCCCCCAACUACCCAUCAGGUUCUUCUUCAUUGUCCACGGGUGUUGUAUAUGUUCCAUUGCAGACUUUGAUCACCGUCAUCACAUGUGCCUUUGAGAGUGCCAGGAAUUUUCCCACAUACCAGCAACCAGUCACUUAUCUUCUUGUCAGGAGAACACAUCCUUGGGGGAAUAUUGCGAAAGGGAAGACUUUGGGGCUGGGUUUAGGGCAGUCUCCUAGUCUUGCCCAUCCCUUGGUGGGUGCCGUGGGCAAGGUGUACACCUCCCGCCUGGACUGAGCGCUCAUCUCAACUCUUGGCGCCAUCGUCAUGCUGAGCUGCCUCUUCCUACUGAAGGUCCUUCUUGCUCUUGGGUCCCUGACAUCCUGGGUGGCUGCAGGAGAGCAUGUGAAAGCAGGAGAAUGCCCUCCUGAUAAGCACCCGUGCAGAGAGCUGUGCCAGGGGGAUGAGUCGUGUCCUGCCGGGCAAAAGUGCUGCAGCACCGGUUGCGGUCGUGUCUGCCGCGGAGGCCUUCCAGAAGGGAGGAAAGGAGAUUGUCCCAGGGCUGUUCGGAAACAAUCCUGCUUCCAAAGGUGCGUCACUGAUGAGACUUGUCCAGGUACAGAGAAAUGCUGCACGUUUGGAUGUAACAAGCGCUGUGUGGUCCCAGUCACUAAACCCAAGCUGGAGUCUGGUGGUGAAUGUCCUGCUGACCCCCUUCCAUGUGAGGAGCUGUGUGACAGGGACGAGUCCUGUCCCCAGGGGCAUAAGUGCUGCAGUACCGGCUGUGGCCACUCUUGCCGUGGAGACAUUCAGGGAGGGCGGGGUGGUGAGUGUCCACACCUUCUGGUGGGUUUGUGCAUUGUCACCUGCAUGAUGGAUGAGAACUGCCAGACCGGGGAAAAGUGCUGCAAGUCAGGCUGCGGCCGCUUCUGUGUCCCGCCCGUUCUGCCAGCGGAACUGGCCACAAACCCCAACUGGACCCUCAACCCUGGUUCUGCCAGAGGGAUCCUGGUGCCUUAGCUGUCGUGAUUUGUCCUGAGCUGCUUUGGUGAUGACAGGGGGGCUUGUCCUGGCUGCCAGGAGAGGGUGAUGUCCUAGGGCUGUGACCCUCCUGAGGGCUCUCGUUGCCCUCUCUGCUCUGCUUCUGUUCCUGCUGUGGCCCUGAGCACGGGAAUCAGAGUCGUGGGUUUGGGCAGUGGUGUGCGGUACUGCUUUUCCCCAAUAAAGACUGUACUGACCUUCUUGCCUGUGCUGUUGGAGGGCCAGGAUGAGGAGAGAGAGCCAGGGAGUCUGAGCACGGCUGCAGGAUUACGGGACUUAAGGCAACACUGUGGGUGCUGCCCCAGUGGUGAGGGCAGAGGUGGGUGGGAGUCAGUCUCAGCUGAUUUGCCAUAGAUUUCUCUCUCUCAAGCCUCAGGAGUGGGACCAUCAGGGCUCUUUUUGGGCCUGCUGAUCUUUUAAUAGAGAAUGUGAGUUGGGGAUGGAACUGGGGUGGGAAACUAGUUUACUAUAGUUUCUCGGAUGGUCCACCUUAGAUUUCCUUCUCCUUCUCAAGAGCCGGCCCUUGGCUCCAAGACAAGCAGUUUGUCCUCUUCAGGUAGCUUUGCUAUAGGGAAGGGUUGCCUUCAGGUUCUCAGAAUAUAAAAGAUAAAAUAAAUUUUAAAAAUGCAUACAAAAUGGAUCACAUUCUAUAUCCUGGAGUAAUUUAUGUUAUCACAUUAUUUUGUAAUGGGACACCAUGAGAAUAGCUAAUUUAAUUAGUCUUCUCUUGGUAAACAUGAAUCCCUGUACAUAUAAAGGUUGGCCUUCUUUUGCAGGCACAUCUGGGGAAAUUCUUUGUGGUAGAAUUCUAGUUUCUCCAAUAGAGCCUGACCCCCUCAGAAAAGGCCCUCAAUCAGUGUUUGUUGAGUGACUGAAAGAAUGAAUAUAAUUUCCAAGUCUGUCUGUAAGGAAUUUGUUGAGCUUUGAGUAUUAGAAAACCCACCAAACAGUGGCUUAGUCAAUAAAGACAAUUUAAUUUUCUCACAUCGGAGUGUGGAGAGAGGCAUCCACAGCGCUAAUGAGAAGACUCCUUCCUUCCUUCCCCACCAACCCCAGCAUGCUGGCUUUUGUCCUCAAGACGGUCCCCUCACGGGUGUGGGACGGUUGCUGCAGCCCUGGACAUCACGGCAGGAAGGUCUGUGGAAAGGGUAAAGGUGAAAAGACCUUCACCUCAAAUGGUCUCUCCUUUUAAUGACAGAGACCAUCUUCCCUGGAAGCUGACCCCUCCCCACGUUUCCCUCGUCCUCUCAUUGGCUGGAAAAGCAAAUGUCUGCAAACCGGAAGGGGAAAAUGUGACUUCUUAGAUGAAACGUGCUUCAUCCUUGAGGCUGAGGGAGGGGCCCACCUGGGUUUAAAAAUUGAGAUUCUAUUAGCAAGGAAGGAGAGAAUGGGGGAGGGAAGUAAUGAACCUCGUGUGUCGUACUGCGUUAAAGGACAUAUGCAUUCAAAAUUUGGACAGAAAUUUCUAAGUAGGUAGGACUUUUAUAACAAGAAAGAAUAUUAGUGCUCACCUUGAAUAUUGCAAAAAUGUUUUUUAUAAUUCCCAACUCUAACA